CGUUAAAUUCGGUAAUUAAUUCGGCUCUGAAUUAGGUUCCACCCGAAUACGGAAAAAAUACCCGACCCGAACGAAAACGACACACGUGCAUUACUAGCCGCCCCAACGCAGAGCGCGUGUUUUGGACAGGGAGAACGAAACCCUAGUCCAGUGGGUUGGAGAAAGAGAUAGAGAGAUUGAGAGAGAUGGCGGAGGAAGCCGUACUGGGCUUCCUGGAGAAGAAUGACGAGAUCUCGGACUCCGGUCAGUUCGCAGCCGACCGUGGAAUCAAUCACCAAGAACUCACCAACAUCAUCAAGAGGCUUUCUGGUUUCAGAUUUGUCGAUGCUCAGGACAUUAAGAGGGAAAGAUGGGUACUUACCGAGGAAGGGAAAACAUAUGCUGCUGCUGGAUCACCUGAGAUGCAAGUUUUUUAUGCCAUACCACCACCGGGCAUCUCACUCGAAGAAUUGCAGAGGAAAUUGGACCCAUCAGUUUUCAAAAUUGGCUGCUCACAAGCAAAAAAGAAUCAAUGGGUGGAGAUGGGAAAGCAACUAGUGACUAGAAAGGUUGAUAAUGUGGAAGACAAGGUUAAAGAUUUGCUUAAUCGGGUACAAGAUGGAGAGGCCAUUGACCCCAAAGAACUUGAUACUCUCAAACGACGAAAGCUCAUUGCUCCCCAGACAUGGAAGGGAUACUCCGUAAGAAAAGGUCCUAAUUAUGCUCCAAAAAGGAAAAUAUUUGCCACUGAUUUGACUCGAGAUAAUCUGCUAAGGGGUGAUUGGAAGGAUCUGGAGUUCAAGGAAUAUAAUUUCAGUGCUAAAGGUCAGCCUAUUGAAGGUGGCCAUCUCCAUCCAUUGCUCAAGGUACGGCAACAAUUCAAGAUGAUUUUUCUUCAGAUGGGAUUUGAGGAGAUGCCCACGAACAAUUUUGUCGAAAGCAGCUUCUGGAAUUUUGAUGCACUCUUUCAACCUCAACAACACCCUGCUCGUGAUUCUCACGAUACUUUCUUCUUGCAAGUUCCUUCCACCACGAAGACACUGCCUGAAGAUUAUGUUGAGCGGGUGAAGCGCGUUCAUGAAUCUGGUGGCUAUGGGUCUAGGGGUUAUGGAUAUGAGUGGAAAAGAGAAGAGGCAAACAAGAACCUUCUGCGAACUCAUACAACUGCUGUUUCUUCAAGGAUGCUCUACUUGCUUGGACAGCAAAAAAAAUUUACUCCCAAAAAGUACUUCUCUAUAGAUCGCGUGUUCAGAAACGAAGCUGUGGAUCGAACUCACCUGGCCGAGUUCCACCAGAUAGAAGGGCUGGUUUGUGAUCGAGGGCUUAGUCUUGGUGACUUAAUCGGAGUUCUCAAUAAUUUCUUUCUUCGUCUUGGGAUGUCCAAGCUAAAAUUCAAGCCUGCUUACAACCCGUACACUGAACCCAGCAUGGAAAUUUUCAGUUAUCAUGAAGGCCUAAAGAAAUGGGUAGAAAUUGGAAAUUCUGGCAUGUUUAGACCUGAAAUGCUCCGUCCAAUGGGACUUCCAGAAGAUGUUAGGGUUAUUGCGUGGGGUCUUUCCCUAGAAAGGCCGACGAUGAUUCUGUAUGGGGUUGAUAACAUCCGGGAUCUCUUUGGUCACAAGGUGGAUCUCAGUCUCAUCAAGAAAAACCCUCUUUGUCGACUUGGAAUGGAGUAGAAACUGCGGCGUUUCUGUCAUAUUUAUAGGAAAAGUUUUGCUGUACAUCACCCCCGUUUUGGGAAUGACUUGCAGACACCAGACACCUCUCUUUUGGUCUUUUCAUUUUUCUGUUUUAAUUAGCUAGGCUUUUGCUUCCAGAUUAGAGCGCUUUUGCCCGCUAAAUUUAUCUUACAUUUUCCUUCUUGGCAGUGGAAUAGACCAAAAAGAAUUACUGUAGUGGUCGUUGAUAAUUACUCCAGUUAUUAACUUAUUACCAUGUGGUUUGAGCAUUAACCUACUAUUUAAAUUGAAGUGAUUAGAAUUUUUUUGACAUUA
Messenger RNA from Rhododendron vialii, 1973 nucleotides. RefSeq names its product phenylalanine--tRNA ligase alpha subunit, cytoplasmic-like. Gene Ontology annotation, cellular component: phenylalanine-tRNA ligase complex; cytoplasm; cytosol. The record is from RefSeq and is a predicted model, not a curated record. Gene Ontology annotation, molecular function: ATP binding; phenylalanine-tRNA ligase activity; tRNA binding. NCBI's taxonomy places the organism in Eukaryota, Viridiplantae, Streptophyta, Magnoliopsida, Ericales, Ericaceae. The transcript has 18 exons. Gene Ontology annotation, biological process: phenylalanyl-tRNA aminoacylation. The coding region runs from base 186 to 1655 and encodes 489 amino acids.